AUGACAUCAGGCAUGCAAUUUACGGAUCGCGCGACACAAGCCUUGAGUGAUGCCCAGGACCUUACACAGCAAUAUGCACAUUCGCAGAUGCUGCCUCUUCACUUGGCAGUAGCGCUUCUCGACCCUCCACCAGAUCAGUCGAAGGAUCAGCAGACGAACCAUGCACACGACUCACAUUCAGGCUCGUCUGCUCCGCUGUUCAAGCAGGUGAUUGAGCGAGCACAUGGCGAUCCACAACUACUCGAUCGAGCCCUGAAAAAGGCAUUGGUACGAUUACCUAGCCAGGAUCCACCGCCAGAGAACGUCAGCGUUUCGCCAAGCUUCAGCAAGAUUCUACGAUCUGCGAACGAAUUGCAGAAGACGCAGAAAGACAGCUUUAUCGCGGUCGAUCACCUGAUCCAAUGCCUUGUCCAGGAUACCAACAUUCAGAAAGCUUUGGCCGAAGCCAAUGUUCCAAACACGAAACUCAUCGACACAGCCAUACAACAGAUCCGUGGUACGAAAAGAGUGGACAGCAAGACUGCAGACGCCGAGCAGGAGAAUGAGAACCUUAAGAAGUUCACUAUCGAUAUGACGGCCAUGGCGAGGGAAGGUAAGAUGGAUCCUGUUAUCGGUCGUGAAGAGGAGAUCAGGCGAGUCAUCAGGAUCUUAUCAAGACGGACGAAGAACAAUCCGGUCUUGAUCGGUGAACCUGGUGUGGGAAAGACGACUGUGGUCGAAGGUUUGGCACAGCGGAUCGUCAACGCCGAUGUGCCUGCUGGAUUGGCCGCUUGCAAGCUCCUGUCUUUGGACGUCGGGUCUCUCGUUGCCGGAUCGAAGUACAGAGGAGAGUUUGAAGAGCGCAUGAAGGGUGUGCUCAAAGAGAUCGAGGACAGCAAGGAGAUGAUUGUGCUGUUCGUGGAUGAGAUACAUCUUCUCAUGGGUGCGGGUAGCUCUGGCGAGGGUGGUAUGGACGCUGCCAAUUUACUCAAGCCCAUGCUUGCUCGUGGACAAUUGCAUUGCAUAGGCGCUACCACGCUUGCAGAGUAUAGGAAGUAUAUCGAGAAGGACGCCGCGUUCGAGCGACGUUUCCAGCAAGUCUUGGUCAAGGAGCCUUCGGUACCAGAGACCAUCUCCAUCUUGCGUGGCCUGAAGGAAAAGUAUGAGGUACACCACGGUGUUACCAUCCUCGAUGGUGCCAUCGUCUCCGCAGCCACACUCGCGUCACGAUAUUUGACUUCUCGAAGACUUCCGGACUCCGCUGUGGACUUGAUUGACGAGGCUGCAGCAGCUGUGCGAGUAGCUCGCGAAUCUCAACCGGAAGUGCUUGACAACAUGGAACGCAGACUACGACAGCUCGAAAUUGAGAUCCAUGCCCUAGCUCGCGAGAAGGAUGAAGCAUCCGCAGCUCGACUCGGCGAAGCUCGUGCGGAAAAAGCGAACGUGGAAGAAGAGCUGAAGCCAUUGCGCGAGAAGUACGAAAGUGAGAAGGCACGAUCGAAGGACAUCCAAGAACAGAAGAUCAAACUCGAUCAGCUCAAGGUCAAGCAGCAGGAGGCAGAACGUACGCGAGAUUUGCAGACCGCAUCUGAUCUGAAGUAUUACGCCAUUCCUGACGUUGAGGCACGCAUUGACCAGCUUGAGCAUCAGAAGAAGACGGCUGAGAUGCAGGAUGCUGGUCGACGUGGGAGUAUGGAAGACAAGCUAAUCACCGACGCUGUCGGACCUGAUCAGAUCAAUGAGAUUGUCGGCCGCUGGACCGGCAUCCCUGUUACCAGAUUAAAGACUACCGAGAAGGAGAAGCUUUUGCAGAUGGAGAAAGUACUCGGCGCACAGGUCGUCGGUCAGAAAGAGGCCGUCACGUCUGUCGCCAACGCCAUCCGACUACAACGUUCCGGCCUCAGCAAUCCCGGACAGCCGCCAUCCUUCCUCUUCUGCGGUCCAUCAGGUACUGGUAAGACUCUGCUUACCAAAGCUCUAGCGGAGUUCUUGUUCGAUGAUCCAAAAGCAAUGAUUCGUCUGGAUAUGUCCGAGUAUCAAGAACGCCAUUCCCUAUCCCGCAUGAUCGGCGCACCACCCGGCUACGUCGGCCACGACGCUGGGGGCCAGCUGACAGAAGCUCUGCGCCGCCGACCAUUCAGUAUCCUCCUCUUCGACGAAGUUGAGAAAGCAGCCAAAGAGGUCCUUACCGUACUUCUCCAACUCAUGGACGACGGCCGUAUCACCGACGGCCAAGGGAGAGUGAUCGAUGCUCGCAACUGUAUCGUCGUCAUGACCUCGAACUUGGGAGCAGAACACUUGGCACGCAACAAUGCUCCAGACGGCAAGAUUGAUCCCACGACUCGCGAACUCGUCAUGACGGCGCUCCGGAACUGGUUCCUACCAGAAUUCUUGAACAGGAUCAGCAGUAUUGUCAUAUUCAAUCGGCUUUCCAAACGCGAGAUCCGGAAGAUCGUCGAUGUGCGAUUAGUGGAGAUCCAACAACGACUUACCGGCAAUGGCCGAAAUGUCCAGAUUCAGCUCUCGGAUGCCGUGAAAGACUAUCUAGGCUCCGCUGGCUACAGCCCAGCGUACGGCGCUCGUCCGCUCGCCAGAUUAAUCGAGAAGGAAGUCCUCAAUCGUCUUGCUGUGCUCAUUCUCCGCGGGUCGAUCAGGGAUGGCGAGGCCGCGCGUGUGGUGAUCGAGGGCGGACAUAUCCAGGUCUUGCCCAAUCAUGGCGAUAGUGAUUUGGAGGAUGGGGAUUCGGAUAUGUGGGAUGAUGAUGAGGAUGCGCGGGAGGAGUUGCUCGAGAACCGGGAGGAGAUGGAUCUUUAUGAUGAUUAG
This is a messenger RNA of Recurvomyces mirabilis, 2802 nucleotides long. It is a transcript of the gene HSP98, whose product is annotated as Heat shock protein hsp98. Gene Ontology annotation, biological process: cellular response to heat. Bases 1 to 2802 code for a protein of 933 amino acids. The transcript has a single exon. The record is from RefSeq and is a predicted model, not a curated record. NCBI's taxonomy places the organism in Eukaryota, Fungi, Ascomycota, Dothideomycetes, Mycosphaerellales, Teratosphaeriaceae. Gene Ontology annotation, molecular function: ATP binding; ATP hydrolysis activity. Gene Ontology annotation, cellular component: cytoplasm.